AUGGAGAAUUCCCAAGAUCAACAAGCAACCCUCCCUUCUCAAACCCUUAUAUCUGGAAAUCAUAAUGCUAUUCAAUGCUCUCAGUCUCUGCUACAAUUUAACAUUGAUGCUGCCGCGCAGGAUGCUGUUUUGCGGGAACAAGAACUUGCUACCCAAAAUAUCAUAAGGACCCAGAGAGAGAUGACAAUUACCACAUCACCUUCCAAGGAUGAUUUAGACAUAUUCUCUGCCCGUCAUCACCCCAAUGCUUUGAAGGAAUAUCUCUUGAAUAUGGCCACUGAGCAUAGGUCUGAAAUCGCUCUUAAUCGUGGAAAACCUGCACGUCCACAAGUCAACACAGAAAUAGGCAAUGGAUAUGGUGUACCUGGUGGAGGUGCCUAUAAUGAUAUUCACAAGCUUAACACUGAUCCUGAUGACAGUGCAUUCAGUCGGCCCGAAUCUAAACUUGAUAGAUUUUCAGAGCAGACAUCUGCAGGUAAAGAAUUGCCCGAGUUCCUCAAGCAGAAGUUAAGAGCUCGGGGUAUUCUUAAAGAUGAUAUACAUACCGAAGAUAUUAAAGGUACUUCAGCUGAACUUAGGGGAAAUGAAAAGUUGCCACCAGGAUGGGUGGAAGCAAAAGAUCCGGGAAGUGGUGCAUUUUACUAUUAUAAUGAAAGUACUGGGAAGAGUCAAUGGGAAAAACCUUGCGAAGCAUCCUUAACUGAGCAAUCAACACCGUCUUUGAAUCUUUCGGAAAAUUGGGUGGAAGCAUUGGACGAAACAUCAGGUCACAAGUAUUACUACAAUACAAAAACUCAUGUAUCACAAUGGAAGCAUCCAAAUUCUGCUCAGGAAACUGUGUCAGAUAAAUUGGCCUUAUCAGUUGGUCACGUGGAUGGCCAAUCAUCUAAUUUAAAGAUGUGCAUGGGCUGUGGUGGUUGGGGUGUAGGCCUUGUGCAAGCAUGGGGUUACUGCAAUCACUGCACGAGUGUUUUCAAUCUUCCACAAUGUCAGUAUUUGUCCUCGAGUUUGAAUAAUCAGCAACGCAGUGCUGCAGAUCCCGCUGAAAGUUGUGAUAAAACCGCUACCAAACAGAGGGCCAGUUGGAAACCUCCAUUUGAUAAAGGAAAUAAAAAAAUGAGCAAGAAGCGCGCUCAUGAAGAGGAUGAUGAAUUGGAUCCUAUGGACCCCAGCUCCUAUUCAGAUGCUCCUCGUGGUGGCUGGGUGGUGGGUCUGAAAGGUGUGCAGCCAAGAGCAGCUGAUACAACAGCAACCGGUCCUCUGUUUCAACAACGACCAUAUCCAUCACCCGGAGCUGUUUUACGAAAGAAUGCUGAAAUUGCCUCCCAGAAAAAGAAACCAAAUUCAAAUUUUAUUCCCAUAUCCAAGAGAGGCGAUGGGAGUGAUGGGCUUGGUGAUGCAGACUAA
Molecule: messenger RNA, 1407 nt
Organism: Lathyrus sativus (Indian pea)
Lineage: Eukaryota; Viridiplantae; Streptophyta; Magnoliopsida; Fabales; Fabaceae
Source: the annotation of a GenBank genome assembly